AUGGCUUUUGCAAAUCCACAAAGUCAAAGGGCGUCUUCUUCUUCAUCUUCCUUUUCUAUUCGUGGAUGGAAUUACGAUACCCGCCAUAAUUUUACAGAUCAUCUAGACAGAACUUUGAAUCAGAAAGGGAUUCGUACCUUUAGGGAUGAUGAAGAGCUUCCAAGAGGAGAAGAGAUUGCAGCAGAACUUUUAAAAGCUAUUGAAGAGUCAAGGAUUUGCCUCAUAAUUCUGUCGGAGUGUUUGGAAGAACUGACAAAGAUCAUGGAUUGCGGGGAGCAAAUGGGAAAAUUAGUUUUUCCGAUUUUCUACCACGUGGAACUAUUGCAUGUGCGAGGACAGAUUCGGAGUUUUGGAGAAGCUUAA
Molecule: messenger RNA, 363 nt
Organism: Vitis vinifera (wine grape)
Lineage: Eukaryota; Viridiplantae; Streptophyta; Magnoliopsida; Vitales; Vitaceae
Product: disease resistance protein RPV1
Exons: 1
Coding region: 1-363 (120 amino acids)
Biological process (GO): signal transduction
Source: RefSeq, a predicted model, not a curated record